AAUUAUUUGUUUAGUAUGUCAUGCUUUCAUAGGAUUUCUUAAGUUUUCAAAAAGCUAAAAGGAUCGGUGUUGUGUAUAAUUGUUUAUACAUUGAGUAAAAGGAGAAAGUUCUUAUCGGGAUAAGGCGUCAUUUUAAUGCAGAAACCUGCCGAUAACAGCACCGCAGGUGAGAGUUUGUACCUUAUCCUAGGAGUGGACAAAGAAGCUAGUCCUGAUGAAAUAAAGAAGGCGUAUCGCAAGUUGGCUCUGAAAUAUCAUCCCGAUAAGAAUCCUGGGAAUGAAGAAGCUUCAGAUAAGUUCAAGCAAAUAAAUCACGCCAAUGUGAUACUAAUGGAUGAUCAGAAGCGACAAAUCUACAACAGAUACGGUAGUGUCGGUCUGCAAAUUGCUGAACAAUUCGGCGAGGAGAAUGUUGGCGUAUACUAUUGUAUGAACAGCACUGUGUGUCGGGUGAUAGGUACGAUAAUAUUCCUGUUGACAUGCUGUUGCUUCUGUUGUUGCUGCUGCUUCUGCUGUUGUAACUGUUGCGGUAAACUAGACAGAGAACAAGAGGACUUUGGUGAUGUCAGGCCUGAAGAUUUGGAGGAAACAGAAGAGCAGAAGGAUCAGAAAGAAACAGUUACCCAGCAACCGACGACUAACGGUGACUCUACAGCAAUACCAAUGCCUGAAGCUUAGUAACACGUGACAGCUGGAUUCUGUCACGAGUCUUCGAGUUAUGCCACCGGUCACGUGACGUCAUCACAUCACCACGUGACGUCAUCACAUCACCACGUGGCGUCGUCAAGCUGUUAUCUCAAGUGAAAAUAGCUAAAUCCUUUUAGUUUAUUUAGAUAACUUUACUGUGUUCAAUAUAGUGCUCCUUUGAUCAUGGUCUCUGUAUAAAAGUGGCUGCUAGCGAUCACCAUCUCCUGUAUCUAUAAUAACUAAUUAAAAUUUAGUAUUUUUUCAAUCUGUGCCUGUUUAAGUAAAUAUCAUAUUUAAGGUGAAGCUUAACAACGUUGGGUUUAUCUAUUUACAUGUCAAUGCGAUACAUUUUGUUCAUUUAAGAUGCAUUUUAGAACAUCUUGAUCUACAGUCAGUAUAGCAUGGACAUCCAAAACACGAUUCAUCUUAUAAAUACACCCAUCUUACUGUAAAGAUUAUGUAAUUAGAUAAUAUCCACGAGAUUAGUUAUUUUUAUUUACUCUCACUGAUUGUAAUAUGUAGAACUGCACGAGAAGUUGUAUAAGAAGAGUUUGGGAAUUCGUGUGCGAUUAUUGUUGUAGAUUGUAAAGUUUCUUGUUGAUGGUUUUAUAUUUGACUGUGAUCUACAGUAUAGGUGAAAUUCAGUAAUUAUGAGCAUUAUAAAGCACGGUAUGAUAGUUCAACCAUAGUGAUACACCGCCAUCUUUCCAAAAAUAUUUUAGAAGAAGUUUACCAUCUGCAUUGUAUUGUGUCAUGAUGAAGGGUUCUUAUAUUUCCGUUAAAGUUAUAGAAACGUAACUGUUAGCUAGCUAAAUAUUCCACGAGAUCCUAUGAGAUGAUUUAAGUGAUGUUGUAUUAGUGAUGUAGUGUUGAGUGUAUUUAAAACUUUUAUUGCAGCUGUCUUCAGCUAAUAUUAUCCGUAAAGUCACAUAUUAAUUGAGUGCCAGUUAAGUCAAUUAAACAUCAUUUUUAGACAUACUCACCAA
Bolinopsis microptera is the source of this 1673-nucleotide messenger RNA. Its product is annotated as dnaJ homolog subfamily C member 5-like. Lineage: Eukaryota; Metazoa; Ctenophora; Tentaculata; Lobata; Bolinopsidae. Bases 136 to 678 code for a protein of 180 amino acids. The record is from RefSeq and is a predicted model, not a curated record. The transcript is spliced from 7 exons.